UUCUAAUUCUAUCAUGUACUAGCAAUUCCUCUCCCCAAUCCCACCCAUUUUUGUUUUUCUUUAUCGGGAUGGUUCUGAUUCAUACUACCUGUUCUCCAUUUGGUUUUAGCAUAAACGAGGUUUCCACACCAACUGUGGUCUCGAGGAUAUCCUUCAACAGUGUUUGUUCCAAAGUGGCAGCUCGUUUGAAUUUACCGUUAUGCCACCCAAAUCUCGUUCUCUCUCUGAGUUCCCCAUUUUUUAGUCUUCUACGAUUUAUCCCCAAAACCCAAUACCCAUCUCUCAGAAACCCCAAUUUCGUUCUCUCCUCUCCUUCUGGGUCUUUGAUCAAGGCAUCAAUGUCGUCUUCAACUCCAUUAACUGACUCAGCCACGGAAAUCAAACCCUUCUCUGUUCUCUUUGUGUGCCUAGGCAAUAUCUGUAGGAGCCCAGCUGCGGAGGGUGUCUUUAGAGGCAUUGUAAAGAAGAGAGACCUUGAUUCUAAGUUCAACAUUGAUUCUGCCGGCACCAUUAAUUAUCACGAGGGUAAUCCGGCAGACCCAAGAAUGAGGGCGGCCUCCAAGAAGCGUGGGAUGGAGAUAACGUCAAUUUCAAGGCCAAUACGUCCAUCUGAUUUCAGAGAUUUCGAUAUCAUUUUGGCAAUGGACAAGCAAAACAGAGAGGAUAUAAUGGAGGCCUUCAAUAGGUGGAAAGAAAGGGACGGAUUACCUGCUGAUGCAUAUAAGAAGGUCAAGUUAAUGUGCUCAUACUGUAAGAAACAUGAUGAAAGUGAAGUACCGGAUCCAUAUUAUGGAGGUCCACAAGGUUUUGAGAAGGUUCUAGAUUUACUCGAAGAUGCUUGUGAAUCAUUGUUGGACAGCAUCUUGGCAGAGAACGAUCGCAUUCUACAGUCUUAACUCUGGUGUAAAGCCUUCACAAUCGACUCUAUGGACCAACAUUCUGUGACUCUGUGUACAUGUUAUAAACUUCCAUGCAAUAAGGUAUCUUACCAAGGAACUAAGCAUCCAUGAAGGAAAUCAUGGUAAAUCUCAUGCCUAAAUAUGAACUUCUUGCCAUGCCUAAAUGCCAGUGGCUACACAAUAAGCAAGAGGAAAGGUAUUGAAAUUGAAAGCCACUGGUGUGUGUAGUUUGCUCAAUCACGGAAUCACCUGCUCGGCCGCUCUCACGAGGUCCUUUGUUUUUUACUCAUGGUUUAUGAUUUUGCAAUGUCAGAUCAACAUUCACAAUACCUCUUUUCAAAUUAUGUUUUGUUCAUGGG
Messenger RNA from Tripterygium wilfordii, 1258 nucleotides. RefSeq names its product putative low molecular weight protein-tyrosine-phosphatase slr0328. Lineage: Eukaryota; Viridiplantae; Streptophyta; Magnoliopsida; Celastrales; Celastraceae. Gene Ontology annotation, molecular function: protein tyrosine phosphatase activity. The coding region runs from base 69 to 896 and encodes 275 amino acids. The record is from RefSeq and is a predicted model, not a curated record. Gene Ontology annotation, biological process: protein dephosphorylation. The transcript is spliced from 5 exons.